UUACAACCUUAUAUCUGAACUUGCUACGCUGCACUUGAUGGUCGACUCAUGCAUAGCCACAUCACUGCUCCUUCAACAACAAACCACCACCAAUUAAACAUCUGGCCAUCUGCAAGUGGGUUUUCCUCUGAAAUCUCCAAAUUUAUUUCUUUUCCUUUGCGAGUAUUCUUUUUUUUUUUUUUUUACUCAAGUCAUGGCUUCCUCGAUGCUCAAUGGAGCUGAAAAUCUAACUCUCAUGAGAAUCAAAAGCACAAACCAUAAAGGGUUAAGCUUUUCGGGUUCUGAUUUUAACGGGAAGCAUUUUCCUAGAGUGAAUUUAACAUCUAGUUCUAGAAUCUUGAAAACAACAAUAAUAGCACCUAAGUGCAGUUUAUCAGCUUCUAGGCCAGCUUCUCAGCCUAGAUUUAUCCAGCACAAGAAAGAGGCUUUUUGGUUCUAUAGAUUCCUAUCCAUUGUAUAUGACCAUGUGAUAAACCCGGGCCACUGGACUGAAGACAUGAGAGACGAUGCAUUAGAACCUGCUGAUCUUAGUGACAGGAAUAUGUUAGUGGUAGAUGUCGGUGGUGGCACUGGUUUCACUACUCUGGGCAUUGUUAAGCAUGUGGAUGCUAAAAAUGUUACAAUUCUUGAUCAAUCUCCUCAUCAGCUUGCAAAGGCCAAGCAAAAGGAGCCUUUAAAGGAGUGUAAGAUCAUUGAGGGUGAUGCAGAAGAUCUGCCAUUUCCUACUGACUAUGCAGACAGAUAUGUGUCUGCUGGGAGUAUUGAGUACUGGCCAGAUCCGCAACGGGGCAUCAGGGAAGCAUAUAGGGUCUUGAAACUAGGAGGAAAGGCCUGCUUAAUUGGUCCAGUGUACCCAACAUUUUGGCUGUCCCGCUUCUUUGCAGAUGUUUGGAUGCUGUUCCCAAAGGAGGAAGAAUACAUUGAAUGGUUCCAAAAGGCCGGGUUUAAGGAUGUUCAGUUGAAGAGGAUUGGCCCAAAAUGGUAUCGCGGUGUUCGAAGGCACGGACUAAUCAUGGGAUGUUCUGUAACAGGUGUUAAACCUGCUUCUGGAGAUUCUCCUUUACAGCUUGGUCCAAAGGAAGAGGAUGUAUCAAAGCCUGUGAACCCAUUUGUGUUCUUUCUGCGGUUUAUUUUGGGUGCCAUGGCAGCAACGUACUAUGUGCUGGUCCCUAUCUACAUGUGGCUCAAAGAUCAAAUUGUACCCAAAGGUAGACCAAUCUAAAACAGAUUUGAGUAGAUCAGAUCUAGAGUUGCUACCACUCAUUCACGGUUUCUGGACGCAUCUUUUCUUUUGAACAUUUUAGACAGUUUCCACCUCCUCUGACUACCCAAGUUUCUUGAGCAAACUCGGAGCUCACCAGUAAUGUAAACGUACUUCUAGAUGCAGCCUUUGGUUUGUAUAAACGGAAGAAAAAGAAGUGGAUUGUAAAAUUGUUCUCUGUUGCUUGUGAAAUUAAGUUUUUACAUCUACCGCAAA
Molecule: messenger RNA, 1477 nt
Organism: Ricinus communis (castor bean)
Lineage: Eukaryota; Viridiplantae; Streptophyta; Magnoliopsida; Malpighiales; Euphorbiaceae
Product: 2-methyl-6-phytyl-1,4-hydroquinone methyltransferase, chloroplastic
Exons: 3
Coding region: 194-1222 (342 amino acids)
Biological process (GO): methylation
Molecular function (GO): 2-methyl-6-phytyl-1,4-benzoquinone methyltransferase activity
Source: RefSeq, a predicted model, not a curated record